AAGGCUUCCAAACAUAUAUCCUUCAUUUCAGAAUCUACAGUCACUUGCAAUUGGUAUUGGCUGCUGGACAUCUCCAAAUGCUCAAGACUUUUCUGGGAGCUGCAAUACGCCAGAGACACUCGUGUGUGUUGAGCACUGGAAACAACUGUACAAGAGCUUUUCACAUUGGCACCUCCCAUGGGCCUAGCGUGAAAAGCGCAUCUGGAACGAUACGAAAUUUACUUCAGUCUAGUGCUUUAUUGUCGAAAUCCUCAUCAUUCUCAUCGCGAUGUUACUCCGCACUUGCUCAACAGAAGGCUGUCAUCGCCCGCCCACUCGAAUCGCGUUUUUUCUCAUCUAACGGUACUCACUCUGCUACAGCAGAUGCGACACUUCCAGUCCUGGCCCCGCCUUCAGUAGCUCGGUGGCUUCUCUUUUCGUCUACUCUGGUUUUCGCCGUCAUCGUUGUAGGAGGCGUUACGCGUCUCACAGAAUCUGGUCUGAGCAUAACCGAAUGGCGUCCUAUCACGGGUGUCAUGCCUCCUUUGUCCACGGAAGCAUGGAAUGUGGAAUUCGACAAAUAUAAGGGUACCCCCGAAUUUAAACUGAUGAACCACUCAAUUACACUAGAGGAAUUCAAAAACAUUUUCUACAUGGAAUGGGGCCAUCGCAUUCUUGGUCGUGUGAUAGGGAUAACCUUUGUCUUACCCCUUGCGUACUUUGCCUUUCGCAAGAGACUUUCCACUUCAAUGCCUGCGAACCUCACUGGCAUGGCAGUGUUACUUGGUGCUCAAGGCUUUCUCGGAUGGUACAUGGUUAAAUCUGGUUUAGAAGACUCCCUAAUGGACACUCCCGGCGCAGUACCACGAGUGUCGCAGUACCGCUUGGCAGCUCAUCUGGGAACCGCUCUCGUUCUCUAUGCUGGCAUGCUCGGGACAGGAUUGGCUGCUCUGAAGGAUUGGAAGCAUGCUAAAUCAGGGAUAUGGAGCGGAUCUAGAACAAUGCUGUGGCAGGAUGUGCUAUCAAACCCAGUAGUGAAGAGAUUCUCUAGGCAAUCAAAGGCAUUGACGACCCUGGUCUUUCUGACGGCCCUUUCAGGUGCCUUUGUCGCGGGUCUAGAUGCUGGUCUUGUGUACAACGAAUUCCCAUUGAUGGGAGGACGUCUUGUCCCCCCUACGGACGAACUCUUCUCAUUCGCAUAUGCCAAGAACCCUGACGGAUCCGACGUAUGGUGGAGAAACAUUUUCGAGAACCCAACAACUGUCCAGUUCGACCAUAGAGUACUUGCAAUAACCACAUACUUCAGCACAACCUGGCUCUACUUUCAAGCUCGCCGUCCAGCCUUACGUGCGGCGUUGCCACCACUGGCACGCGUAUCUCUGACGGCAGCAUUUGCGAUGGUGAAUCUCCAAGUGCUGCUUGGAUUAUCAACUUUAUUGUACUUGGUCCCCGUUCCGAUUGCUGCGGCCCACCAGGCUGGUAGCGUUGCGUUACUCAGCACGAUGGUUCAUCUGUUGAUAUCGCUCCGCAGACCCGGUGUGGCAGCACAAGCGUGGAGAAGAGCAACCGUACAAAAAGCGAAGCCCUAGAAUACAUCUUCAUCUAACUAGUUUUUACAGCAUCUCAAACUUACAUCAGUCACCACUCAUUAGAAUGUAGUUACACGCAAGAAUUGAUAAACUUAUCAUCUCAUCACUAUCCAGU
Serpula lacrymans var. lacrymans S7.9 is the source of this 1683-nucleotide messenger RNA. RefSeq lists its product as uncharacterized. NCBI's taxonomy places the organism in Eukaryota, Fungi, Basidiomycota, Agaricomycetes, Boletales, Serpulaceae. Gene Ontology annotation, biological process: heme A biosynthetic process. The coding region runs from base 78 to 1568 and encodes 496 amino acids. The record is from RefSeq and is a predicted model, not a curated record. The transcript has 4 exons. Gene Ontology annotation, molecular function: oxidoreductase activity, acting on NAD(P)H, heme protein as acceptor. Gene Ontology annotation, cellular component: mitochondrial inner membrane.